Gaeumannomyces tritici R3-111a-1 is the source of this 2402-nucleotide messenger RNA. RefSeq lists its product as hypothetical. The coding region runs from base 269 to 2224 and encodes 651 amino acids. The record is from RefSeq and is a predicted model, not a curated record. Lineage: Eukaryota; Fungi; Ascomycota; Sordariomycetes; Magnaporthales; Magnaporthaceae. The transcript has 3 exons.
UGCCGCACAUGCGACGACCUCGAUGGAUGGAUGUGCUGGUUUUAGACUCGAUAAAUUCAUCCCAUUUCCAUCUCAGCCAUUGUGAUAAUCAGCCUGUUCCUCGCCCCAGUGUUCGUCUCAUACUUAAUCUGGACUCCAUCCUUUUCCUGAUCUCGACAUCCAGAGAGACGCCAGCACAUCAGAUAUCGGAAGUCACGCCUUCCUGAGCAAAACCCCCUUUCCUUCUCUCCUGUCUCCUCCUCCUAGAUCUUGAACACGCUCGCCCAAGAUGCGCUUCUCCGCGAGGUUAACCCUCCUCCCAGUCGCCCUCCUGGCCACAGUCGCCCAUGGCAAGGAGUGGAUCGUCGCUGUCGGCAGGGGCGGCCUGAAGUUUGACCCCGAGGUCAUCCCCGAUGCGAAGGGGGGAGACACGGUCACGUACCAAUUCUACGCGAGGAACCACAGCGUCGUAGCUUCGUCGUUCGGCGAGCCUUGCAAACCGCUGGCCAAGGACCUGAUCUUCUCGGCAUUUGUGCCCAACGAGUCUCCCGAUGUUCCGUCGACGACUAGCUUCACAAUCACCAUCAAGGACAAGAAGCCGCUGUGGUUCUACUGCGCCCAGGGCAACCACUGCCAGCAGGGCAUGGUCCACUCAAUUAAUGCUCCUCCAGCUGGCCCUGGCAACAGCCACGACGAGUUCAAGAAGAAGGCCAAGGAUGUUGUCGCCACCCUGUCGCCCCCAGGAGGGCCUCCGGGAGGACUUCCUGUUGGUGGUGAGCGGAUCGCAAAGGUUCAGGUUGGCGGCUCCAACGGUUCCUUCACCUUCACUCCCAACGACCUCAUUGAGCCCAAGGGCACUGUUGUGCAGUUCAGCUUCAACCCGGCAAACCACUCGGUCGUCCAGUCUUCGUUCGAAAAGCCAUGCUCGCCCCUCGAAGGCGGCGGCUUCAGCAGCGGCUUCAUCCCCACCCAGGCCCGCCCGUCAGGCGCUCUCUUCCACAUCAAGGUAACGGACGAGAAGCCCAUCUGGUUUUACUGCGGCCAGGGUAGGCACUGCCAGACCGGCAUGGUCGGCAGCGUCAACGCCCCCGCGCAGGGCAACACCCUGGCCGCCUUCGCCGACAAGGCCAAGAGCGCCGGCGCGAGCAGCAUCCCGCCCAAAGCCCCUCAGGGCGGCACCCUGGCGGUCAACGGCACCAACGUGGCUAGCUUUGGCGGCAGUAACGUGCUCAACUUCCAGCCGGCCGACAAGGGCAUCAUCGACAAGGUGCCCAAGCCCGGCGAGAACAUGACGGGCAUCGUCUACGACAUGGCCGGCGGGCGCCAGCCCAUCAACUACGGCUUCGCGCCGCAGAUCUCGGACGACGCCGUCGAGCUGCUCCAGCUCGUGCUCUUCCUCGACAACGUCGUGCUCACCGUGCUCUGGACCGGCUUCGACCGGCUCAAGGCGGGCGGCUGGGCCGGCGUGUACCCCAAGUCCAUCGUCAGCACCAUCGGCAGCAUGUCGGCGCAGGCGCUGGUGCAUCGGCAGACGGCGACGGACUCGCUGCAGAACUACAGGCGGGCCGUGCCCGAGGCCUGCAAGGUCCGGCCCGCCGCCGACGCCGACGACAGCGUCGAGCAGUGGCUGCAGAACGUGCAGCAGCUCGUGACGGUGCAGAUCGGGGUCAUAACCGACGUCAUGACGAGCGUGGCCACGACGGACCCCUGGCUGGUGCCGGCGCUGGCGUCCCAGGUCGGGGCCAAGGCGCGCAUGAGCGGCAUGGUCAACAUGAUGCAGAACCACAAGGCCGCCGCCUCGCCCCGCGAGGCCCUCCUCCCCGCCCGCCUCGGCUACGCCUACGUCAAGAACCGGUUCGUCGACGGCGACUGCGCCGGCGCCCUUCCCGCCGGCGGCAAGGUGCUCGGAAGCGACGGUAAAGUUCUGCCGCCGCUGGUCUUCACCGACAAGCACCGCCUCGGCGGCAGCGCGGGCGACCAGGUCAACGCCGUCACGGUGCGCAUCCCCGCCGAGGCCGGGCAGGACCAGCAGCUGUACAUGGCCUGGAUCGGGGCCUGGGGCGGGCUCGAGUUCACGACGGUGCUGCGCAGCAACGGCUUCGCGCCCGUACCCGACGGCAUGUACGGUAAUCUGUACGGUGUCCUGACGACAAAGUCGGGCGUCAAGCUGCAGGAGGUGGCCAGCGUAGCCAUCGCCGGGCCGGAGCCGCUGUGGGUCAGCGACCCCAACGGAUGGGGCAACUAAGCGCCGCCAACCUGGUUUUUGUUUGUUUUUGGGUUACCAUUUCUUUUUCCUUAUCUGUAAUAUUCUUGGCUUCACUGCAUCAGAAUCGUGGCCAUAUUUUCACAUGUAACACACACUCGCACAUUGCCAACCGCGGGAGUCGGCACGGCGGUAGAAACUUUGGGGUUCGGGCGUUGGG